Alternaria hordeiaustralica is the source of this 870-nucleotide messenger RNA. RefSeq lists its product as uncharacterized. NCBI's taxonomy places the organism in Eukaryota, Fungi, Ascomycota, Dothideomycetes, Pleosporales, Pleosporaceae. Bases 1 to 870 code for a protein of 289 amino acids. The record is from RefSeq and is a predicted model, not a curated record. Gene Ontology annotation, molecular function: oxidoreductase activity. The transcript is spliced from 2 exons.
AUGAUGGCAGGGCUCACCAUCAACUCGCAACAGACCAUGCCAUCAGGCUACAAGAUCCCCGUCCUUGGAUAUGGCGUUUACCAAACACCAGCAGACAUCGCUUCCGAGGUGGUUGAGCACGCGCUCAAAGUCGGCUAUCGCCACGUUGAUUCUGCCGUCGCCUACCGGAACGAGCAACCAUCUGCGGAAGGCAUGAAGAAGUCGGGCAUUCCAAGAGAAGAGCUAUUCUUCACGACAAAGAUCCCUCCGAAAGACAUGAGCUAUGAGAACUCGAAACAGCACAUUGAAAACACCCUCAAGAUCACCGGAUUCGAUUACGUCGAUCUCUACCUCCUGCACAGUCCCUACGGCGGUAAGGAGAACCGCAUCGGUGCGUGGAAAGCGCUAGUUGAGGGUGUGCAGGCAGGCAAGAUUCGCUCAAUUGGCGUUUCCAACUACGGCGUGCAUCAUCUAGACGAACUAGAAGCGUGGAUCAAAGAGACGGAGGCAAAAGAGGGCAAGGGCAAAGGUGGAGUCCUCAGCGUCAAUCAGGUAGAGCUUCAUCCAUGGCUCGCGCGUCCAGACAUCGUAGACUGGUGCAAGCAGCGAGGUGUGUUAUGCGAAGCAUACAGUCCAAUCGUGCGCGCAACGAAGAACGACGAUCCGCUGCUCAAGCCACUCGCGAAGAAGUACAACAAGACGCCUUCGCAGAUAUUGCUGAGAUGGAGUAUACAGAUGGGAUUCAUACCGCUCCCCAAAUCCGUAACCAAAUCUCGCAUCGAGGAGAACGCCCAAGUCUAUGACUUCGAGCUCAUAGCCGAAGAGAUGAAGAGCCUGGAUACCGGAGUGUAUGAGCCCUGCGCAUGGGAUCCCACCGUCAGUCACGACUAA